Myxocyprinus asiaticus (Chinese sucker) is the source of this 8388-nucleotide messenger RNA. Its product is annotated as thyroid adenoma-associated protein homolog. The coding region runs from base 68 to 5614 and encodes 1848 amino acids. Gene Ontology annotation, biological process: tRNA methylation. Gene Ontology annotation, cellular component: cytosol. NCBI's taxonomy places the organism in Eukaryota, Metazoa, Chordata, Actinopteri, Cypriniformes, Catostomidae. The record is from RefSeq and is a predicted model, not a curated record. The transcript has 31 exons.
CACACAUGGAGCAGUGUACACUAGUUUGAGUUGACAAGUCUAAACUAUCGCUGCUUUUAAUGCAACAAUGACCAUUAUAAACUUUCCUCGUGGGCAGGUUGACGCAGUUCUCGAUUCUCUCCUUUUGGAGGUUCAUAUAUCACCCGGUGCCAAAGACAAGCUCAAGAUGUUUCUGCAAAAGCUUACAGAAAAUGCCAGGAGUACAGGAAAACGGAGCAGGGAGCGCUCACUGGAGGAGGCAUCACAGAUCCUGCAGAAGAUCCCAAAGGAAGCUCUUCAUUCAGUACAGACUGCUGGACUUCAUCAACUUGUUCAGCUUCUCUUGACUUUGCAGUUAGAAGCAGUGACCACUUCAUCAGCCUGCCGUAAAUUAGACCAAAUGCUGCUAGUUUUGGCUGAAGUAAACAACUCCAUUGUCUUAGAGGAGGUUCAACUAUGUCUUUACAAGUUAUUGCACCAGCAGCAAGUGCUUUCAUUAAAAGACCUUCAUAUAGCUGGUAUGUUCUUGGAGGACAGCAUUGUUGGACGAGAAGUUCUGAAGGCAGAAUGUACUACCCUACUUAGUAAAGUUGCUGAACUGAUUCCUAUUGUUAUGUCUGAUGAAGCAGCACGAAACGGACCAUUGUGUUACCAGAUGGUCAAGGUGUGUUUGCAGGUAUUUCAGCUGUUGCAUGGACAGGUGGCGCCAUUGGUUUACAGUAAGGAGAGUGUAAAUAUGAGUGUGAGAGAUAUUUUGGAGUUCCUGAUGAGCAUCAUCUUAGGAGAGGUUUCCAGCAGAGAGACACGGUUGUUGGCAGGCACUGCGGUUGCUAUGCUGAUCACCACAACGACAGACAGUCAGUGUGCAGAAUCAGCUGCUUGGAGUCUGUUGCAGAUCACCAACACAGAACCAUGGAGAUUGACAGCAGGUGAGGUAAGAGUUGACUGUCAUCCUAGAGGUCAGGAUGGGGUCGACAGACUGGCUGUAUCUAGGGGGCUGUUAAAUUGCUGCAGAAAUGACAGCCUUGUCAGUCACCGUGGCAACCAAGGGGCUUGUCUUCUUCUGGAUGGUUUGUUCCCCCUCAUUUCUGCUCUUUGUGAGGAAAAGCUUGACUGUCAUUUCUAUGUUUUCCAAGUAUUUACCAUUUGGCUAAAGAGGGUGAAAGAGUGUCUCAGUGAAGUUUGGGAAGUUACUGGUUCUCCUUUAGAUUCAAACCUCCAACAGCAACUUACACAGAUCAUCUGGAGCAAUGCUGAGAGCCCGUUGGAUGGCGUUGCAGAGGUGGCACGAAGUGCUUUCUGUCUCUUUAUGGAGAUCUAUGAGAAGGAUUGUUUGCACUUUGGGAGCACUGAGAAAAGACUUUAUGUGGAGUUACUGCACAGGAUAUCAGAACUGCCCUGGGAGUCCAAAGCCAAGUAUUCACCUUUAUGUGCAAUUUUACCAUAUGCAGGCACAAACAAGGUUUUGGAACUGUAUCCUGCCCUUCCCUCUCACAUCCUAAAAUGCCUCUCCACCAAUCACCUCUCUCCGUGUGCAUCAGAAGUCUACAGAUCCUUCCUCCAGGAACAGAAGCGUGAGCUUACCAUUAUUGCAUCCCAGAAAGCUCUGCCCACCGACCAAGAUUUAGCGAAUCAGUGGGCUCAGCGAUGGCAACCAAUCAUCCUGGAAGCUUUGACUUCAGAUCUGACUCUACUACAAAAUAAUGCCUCUGGCCAUCUUCUGCCAUCCACACUACGGACAUUUCCAGGUGCUUUUAACAGUCUACUGUCAGCUCUGGACCCCACAGCUUCUGGUCACCUUCAUGCAUGGGCCUCUAUCAUAAGCGUUCAGCGGGCCACAAAUGGAAAAUCUCUCUGGGCUACAGACAGCCCCCAAUCUCUCAAAACACUCCAUCUUGCUCUCUCGUCUCUGGAUGAUAGUGUCCGCCUAGCAGCGUUGAACAUGCUCUGCUGCAGUCCAAAAACUAAAGAAGCCCCAUCACAGGUGGAGUAUUGUGCUCUGAGAAACUUCAUACCGCUCAAUCUCAACAGCGAAUCGUCACCAUUCCGCCAACAUCUCCAGGCAGCGCUGAGGAAAUUCCUGAUGAGAAUAAGAGACAGUUGUAUGGCAAUCAUCAAGGGUCAUAAUAGUAAAAAAGGGCUUACUGAGGAAGAAGAGGCGGAGCUGAAACAAGGAGUCGAUUUUGUUGACUGGUUAGCACAGCUAUCAUUGGUGUAUUUGACACCUGACAGCAGCUAUCAGAGGAAGAAAAGCAUUCUGCUCCUGCUGUUUGCAGUACUGGAGACAUGUACAGACACCUGGAGUCCAGACAGGAAGAAGGGUCAACCACCUGCAAAUAUGUCUUCACUUAUAAAUUGGGCUAAAGAGAGGGGAAAGUGGGAUUUCUUCUCAAAGUCAAAGAUGCUUGUUUUGAUUAGCUGUUUGGAAGAUUCAACCAAUGAGAUCCGUGAGCUGUCUGCAGAGCUGCUGCUCAGGUUUUUCCCUCCAUCGCUCCCUGAUGAUGUCACCUCUGUGCUGUUCAGCCAGGCAGAACGGCUCGUCCAGAGUCCACGAGUCCAAGAGGCCCAGAUGGGAGCACUGAUGAUCAAACUGCUACUGCAGAAGGUGGAUGGGGCAUUUAAAGAGGGGGAGAAGCAGUCACUCAAGCUGAUCAGGUUCCUUCUGAAUAAACUGGAGCAUCAUUACCUCACUGCCAAGAGCGAUAUGCUCCUUGCAGCUCGCACAACACCCAUCCAUGGCAUUGUAAGCGCUCUCAAGAGGGGCCUGCUGGAGGUGCCAAGGAUGUUGGUGGAGUCAGAAGACUGCAGUGUUGCAGGAGAUAUCGUGUCUUUACUAGAGAAGAUCACUCUACUGCUGCUGGGAGUUCUGUAUGGAGACCAGGAUACUGAGGACAAAGAGGUGCCUCCAUCGUUCUGUGACAUGGGAAAUGCAAUCAGCUCUUUGAUUGGUCAGGCUGGGCUUGCGGGGGCAGGGCUUGAUGAGGAUGGAGAGGAGAAUGUGUUGCUCUCUGAGGAGCAUAGUCUGGUGCUGACCUGCUGCUGGGUCUCCUUAAAGGAAAUAGGGAUUUUUCUGGGCUCCCUAGUCGAGAGAAUCCUGUGUGAGGACUUCACGCUGUUAACUGUGGAAGAACUCAGAAGGGCUUCAAAAGUGUUUAAAGACAUCAUUCUGAAAUGUAGACAUUGGGGGGCAGUAGAAGGCUGUUGCAUUGGCUUCACUAAGUUCUGCAGGGCUCUCCUGAGCAGCAAUGAUUCAGAGAUCAGAGAAAUCCCUACACUUAUAUUACAACAGGGCUUGUUUGUUCUGCAGUUGCCCCGUAGUAUGUCAGUGACACGGCGUGCUGCAGGGCUGCCCAUGCUGAUUUUGGGUGUUUUAGCUGCUGAGGACUCCAGCAAAUCCCGCCCCCUACUGGCCAGCACCAUAAACACACUGCUGGACAUGGCCAGAGCAACACUACCCCAGGAUUGGGACCAAACCCUCGACCUGCCACAGGUUUGUGCCGUUCACACUCUUCAAGCACUGGUCAAGGGUUCUUGUCUUGGUGUGGCCAUUCUGCAGUACACCCCUGCUGUGGCUAUCCUGUCUCUCACACUUCUCAGUUCACCAUGCUGGGCCAUGAGGAAUGCAGCCCUGCAGCUCUACAGUUCCCUCUGCACCAGAAUGUUGGGUCAGCAGCCAGCCGGUGAGGAGGGCUCUACUAAAUCCGGCAUGUCUUCCCCAUCGUUCUUUAACCUCUAUCCAGCCCUAAAGCCCUUCCUCCAGGGGGCGCUAGAAAGCGCAGCAAAAGACCUGCAUGAUGCCACACUUCUCCUUCACCCUUCACUCUACCCUGUGCUCACGCUACUCGCCAAACUACAGCCUGGUGCCGAGGAGCAGACGCGUGUCCUGUCACAAUUUCUUCCUCCAUUAUUCCUCCUUGCUGCCAGCCCAGUCUAUGGCGUACGAGUGAUGUCAUCAAGGGCCCUAGUUUCUAUGAUAACACCAGCAGAAUAUCUGGCAACUGUCCUGCAGUUGGUGGAAAAGCUGCCGGAAUCACCGGACACUCCGUGCUGUCACAACAGACUGCAUGGCCAACUCCUGCAGAUAAGAUCCAUACUGACAAGAGCAAUGAAAGCUAACAUUCUGUCUUCUGUCAGUGAGAUUGUGGAAGGGUUUGAAUCCAGACUGUGGUUGGCAUCGUCAAGGCAACGGUGCCCACUGGUUCGACUGGCCUAUGUGGAUAUUGUGAAGCUUUUGAGAGGCUACUGUUCUGGUGCUUUCCUCACCCAGCUGUCAUCUCUAUUACUACAGGAAAUUCAUAGGACUCCAAACAUAAUAGAGGUUGGCUCUGCUUCAUUCCACCAAAGUAUAGUGUAUUUCCUGUGUGGAGAUCCUGAGUGGGCAUGUCAGGUGUGGCAGUGUCUGGCCAAUAGCAGCAUGGUUGUAAGGCUCUCACUGGUCAAGUAUGCAUCAGAGGGGCAUGACUUGAGAGGGACCAUCGUACAGCAGGUUAUGGUGAGAGCACUCCAAUCUAAUCUGAAGGAGGCAUUGCUGGACCAAAAUGUGGAGUACAAAGAAGCAUACCUAACAGCAUUGGUGGAGGUUAUGGCCCCAGAGGAAGACAGUCUGGCCCUGCCUCGUCCCUCUCUCCCAGGCUUUGAGGAGGCAUGGCUGCAGGAGUGUGUGGAAGUUCUGUUUAGUGAUCUGGAGGUAGAGAGAGGAGGACCAGGGCUAAUCUCCACAGCUCUGUGUGCAGUUAGUCUGCUACUCUCCCAAAGUGUGGACUUGUCUUUGCUCCAGCGCUGGUGUAAGUUAAUAGAGAAGCACAGAUAUCCUGAAGCUCCUGAGGCUCUCAGAACAGCUUGUGCUCAAUCUCUUUGUCUGUGCGGGUUCUCCGUGGUGAGCAGAAGCUUGACGGGCAGCUUCAUACUCAAAGAGCUCAGUACCAGGUUGAUCAGCACAGGUGUCUACCUGCUUCAGGAUGAGAGCCCACAAGUGAGAGCAAAGGCAGCCAUCUUUUCCUCUCUGCUCUGCUGUUCUCGACAGCCUGAUGCUCCACAAAGAUGCUUCAACAUGCAGGUGAACCAGGCUCUGUGCUCACUGCUGGACCUGCUCGUGGAAGAAUUCUGGGAUACCAAUGGUGCUUUGGAGGCCUUGGUGUGCCACCUGCCUGACUGUGAUCUGAACGACAUUCUGCAGGAGGCCAAAGAGACACAGUGCCACAGUCUGUAUGAGCGAGAUGAGGCUAAUGUGUUUGCAGAGCCAUCUGUGAUCUCAGAGUGCCUGCUGCCGUACCUGUUACAUAUGGCUAAACAUUACCCAGAAUCCUCAACUCUCGCAGAGAACCUCGAGCACUGGGCCCGAAACAAUGCAGCCACUGUCAGGAAGAAUAUUACAACUUGUAUGCAGCUUCAAUUAGGGGACGUCCUGAAUCCUGAUUGGCUGAGUUUGCUGACAGAGCCCCGUUUCCAUGGCGCACUUUCUGGCUUGUUCACCAGGGCGUCUGUUCUACUCCAGCUGCUCAGGGAGUGUGAUACCAUACGACCCCUGCUUGACCCCUUGAACUUAUCUACAGACCUACAUCACAUUCACAGACAGUUUGUCCUAAAUGGAGUCUUCCUUUCUCAAGCCUUCAUUGAUGCACUAAGUGCAGAGUAGCCCUACUGCAAUUACACUUAAUUAACACAGUAAUCAUUAUUGAUUCAAAGAAGCUGCUUCUUCAUCACUGUACUGAGUGGAAACUAUUUGAAAACUAAAAGGAAGAAUAACAAUCCCCUGCUGUGUAAUACUGGAAAGACAAUAAAAGAAAACCAAAAUCAACUGCCAACUCCAGAUAACUGGAUGACAGUAACUCUAUAAAUGGAGUACAUUUAUAUCUGCAAUGGCUGGAAAACAGGAACAAACCAGACUGCCUGCAGAAGCACAGAGGCUCAGUGUAUGUGCAUGCACGUUCAUGCGUAUGUGUUUGUUCAUGUUUGACUGCACCCAGAUAGCACCCUGGGCAUUUGAGGGUGGAGCAUGUAUUUUUAGCCAUAAUCAUCCAUGAAGAACAUAUCACAGUGACAUUUUGUGUUUCCCACUCUUCACGUACCUAUGAUAAACCAAUUUAUUUCAAAUGCGACUUAUGUUUAUUUGAUAUUUUAUAUAUAUAUUUAAUAAAUUCAAUUUGAAUCAUUUUAAACUGAUUGCCUAACCCUGUUUUUUGUCAUUUAGCUUUAUCUAUAAUCACAAUAGCAAACAUUUGGUAUCCUGUACCCUCGAGAAAAGAAAGUGUUUUUUGUUUUGUUUUUGUUUUUUUGUUUAUUUAAUACCCAGUGUCAUGCUCUUAAUGAUGUGACCUCAUAGGUUCUUGGUUAGCUUUGAGCUUAUUCGUCCAAUGGUCACAUAUUUAAAGGGAUAGUUCACCCAUAUGUAUGACUAACUUCUUUGGCAUCUUCGCAUCUUUUUGUAUACAGUGGAAGUUAAUGGUGACUGAGGCUGUCAGUCCCUAACAUUCUGCCUUACACAUCCUUUUGUGUUCCAUAAAAGAAAACAAGUCAUACAGGUUUCUUGGUAGGGUGAGUAAAUGAUGAUGUGAACUAACCCUUUAAUGCUGUGACAUCACAGACUCUGCUGCUACUGCUUUUGUUUAGUGCUGUGGUUCAUAGUUAGCUGUGAGCCCAUUGGUCCAGCAGGAAUAGUUCACCAAAAAAUUACAAUUCUCUCAUCAUUUACUCAAACUCAUGCCAUCCCAGAUGUGUAUGACUUUUCUUUCUUCUGCAGAACACACACACACAAAAAAAAAAAAAGAUUUUUAGAAGAAUAUCUCAGCUCUGUAGGUCCAUUCAAUGCAAGUGAAUGGUGACCAAAACUUCGAAGCUUAAAAAAGCACAUAAAAGUAGUCCAUAAGACUCCAGUGAUUUAAUCCAUGUCUUUUGAAGCGGUCCAAUUGAAAAUGUAACUUCUUUUCACUGUACAUCUUGCCAUUGCAGUCUCUAGGCAUCAUGAUUUCAAACUUGAUUGCACUUCCUUGCACCGUCUAGCUCUCUGCACAUGUGUCAAGCGCUUGGAAGUGUAAUCGAGCUUGAAAUCAUGAUUGUGCUUAGAGACUGCAAUGACAAGAUGUACAGUGAAAAAGGUGUACAUUUUGAAAUCGUGAUUGCCAAAAGGAGUUAUAUUUUGGUCUAUUCUCAUCCCAGAUCGAUUGAAUUUCUUCAGAAGACAUGGAUUAAACCACUGGAGUCAUGUGGAUUACUUUUAUGCUGCCUUUAUGUGCUUUUUGGAACUUCAACAUUUUGGUAACCAUUCGUUUGCAUUGUAUGGACCUACAGAGUUGAGAUAUUCUUCUAAAAAUGUGUGUGUUUGUUUUCUGCAGAAGAAAGAAAGUCAUACACAUCUGGUAUGGCUUGAGGGUGAGUAAACAAGAGAAUUUUCAUUUUGGGGUGAACUAUUCCUUUAAAAGGAAAAUCCACAAAAGUCCAAACUUGUUUGAGCUGCCUUAUACCAACCUCAGAGCAUCUUCUGACACAGUUGAAAUCAGACACACUCUGACCCCCUACCCCCGUCAUUUAAUUUCCUUCUCCCUCUGUUUUUUCCUAUUUCUGUCUUUUUAAUACAUGCUUUAUACUUUUAUCCUGCUGUUAUGUUUUUGUAUUUCCAUCUCUUCACAUCCUUCUAUCUCCUGCUCAUCUUAUCCCUCUUCUCGUCUCUUGGUUUCCACCAGUUUCCAUUGCAGGGGUAAAUGCAUCAAACAAUGAUUUAAUGGCUUUUGUGGCAACAGUGGAGUUGGAGUAACAGCAGGGGAAUACUGCCAGUUUUAUGCCACAUUACAGAUUCGUCUCCCAGGUUAAGUGUCCAUUUUUUUGUCCUCAGCUUUGGGCUGUGAUGAUUCAGUGCUCAGAUAUGUGCUCAGUUGCUGUGCAACACUCCUGUGUAUCUCAGGAUGCAGUGCAAGGACACAGCUGGGUUUCCCAGUAGCCAUCAGUGGAGCAGAUGGUCAGGGUUUACAACAAACACUGAAAUCGCUCCUCUCUGGACCCUUCGACUGUAUUAUAAAUGUCUUAUUGAUCUUUUUUUUUUGGGUGGAUCUUUUAGUUGUAUUUAUUUCUAAAUGUAUGAAAUAUGGAAGAAGAAAAAAACUGGAUUAAAAGAUAAAGGCCAUUUAUGAAGAAAAAAUGAAAAAUUAUAUAUAUAUAAUAUAUAUAUAUAUAAAUGUUUUUUCACUUUGUUUUCACAUUUUUUACACUUCUAGCUUUUUUACAACUUGUUUACAUUUGAAGUUGUGGCACUGAUACAAUUUUUCACUCGUAUUAUAAAUUGCCAAUGUUUCUCAUUUCACUGUGGAUAAAGUGUCUGCUAAAUGUUAAAAUUUAAAUGUAAGGCAUGUAAAAGUAAUUUGGUAUAAAGCCUUUUUAUCAUUUAAUAACUUUUUUUUUUAAUAUAUAUAUAUAUAU